AUGUCAUUGAUUGGUGUAUUCAGAUCAGCUGGUCCUAUUCGUCACAUCCACAUAGAGACGAACAAACCCCUUAGCAACUCUAGAUACGCAGUUAUAAUCUAUCACGAUCCACAUAAUGCCAAGAUCGCGACCGCUCUCUCCAGAAUGAUGGUAACAGGUUGCUAUAUCCCCGCAACACUUGUCCAGAGCUGCACUGAGAUAUUACCGUACAGUUCGAAAAUGAUAAACGACGUUCUUCUUGAACAUAGACAGCAGUUGUAUUUCCACAGUAAGAUACCUCAAGUCAGCAUCUUCGACAGCGCGCCAAGUAUGCCACUCACGAUGAGCAAAAUCGAUCUGUUAACAACACCAUACCCAUAUACCUCCUUCCCUCCGUCCGACUGCGUUGAUCCAGGCUCGAAGCUCGAAGAGGAUGAUAAUAACGCGAAGCAUUUGCUGGAGUUAAAUGAGAAAAUUGUCUUACGUGGAGGAGAACUCGAUGAUCGCAGAUUUAUUGCAGACUGUGAUGUCAGCGAUGAGGAGAAUAUUGAGGAGGAGACAGGGGAUGAGACAGAAGAGAGAAAAUUAGCAGCCAAGGAGAUGGACAGGGAGAGAGGAGCAGAAUAA
Wallemia ichthyophaga EXF-994 is the source of this 606-nucleotide messenger RNA. RefSeq lists its product as uncharacterized. The coding region runs from base 1 to 606 and encodes 201 amino acids. Gene Ontology annotation, molecular function: nucleic acid binding. The record is from RefSeq and is a predicted model, not a curated record. Lineage: Eukaryota; Fungi; Basidiomycota; Wallemiomycetes; Wallemiales; Wallemiaceae. The transcript is spliced from 2 exons.